AUGGCAAGUGGGAAGCGCUUGAUCCUGCAGCUGUUGGUGGUGUGCUUGGCGGCGCCGGCGGUCAGGUCGGCCUGGCUCCAGGGCACCGCCACCUUCUACGGCGGAAGAGACGGCUCCGGCACAAUGGGUGGCGCUUGUGGUUACUCAAACCUGUACGACGAGGGGUACGGGCUCAGCAACGCGGCGCUGAGCACGGUGCUGUUCAACGACGGGGCCUCGUGCGGGCAGUGCUACCUCAUCAUGUGCGACCAGAGCAAGUCCAGAAUGUGCAAGACCGGAAAGGCCAUCACAGUCACCGCCACCAACUUAUGCCCCCCCAACUACAACCUGCCCAACGACAACGGUGGGUGGUGCAACCCUCCUCGCCCCCACUUCGACAUGUCCCAGCCGGCAUGGCUCAACAUCGGCAUCUACGAGGCCGGCAUCAUCCCCGUUGUCUACCAACAAGUGAAAUGCUGGAGAACAGGUGGGUUGCGAUUCACAAUAUUAGGGUUCAACUACUUCGAGCUGGUACUGGUGACAAACGUGGCCGGGAGCGGGUCGAUCAAGAGCAUCUCGGUAAAAGGUACCAAAACCGGGUGGACCCAGAUGUCAAGGAACUGGGGAGUCAUCUGGCAGGGCAUGUCAGGGCUGGCGGGACAGGCGCUCUCCUUCAGUAUCAGCUCCACCGGUGGACAGAACAUCGUCUUCCAGAACGUCAUCCCAGCGGGGUGGACCUUCGGCCAGACCUACUCCACCUGGCAGCAGUUCAACUACUAA
This is a messenger RNA of Lolium rigidum, 759 nucleotides long. RefSeq names its product expansin-A18-like. The transcript has 3 exons. The coding region runs from base 1 to 759 and encodes 252 amino acids. The record is from RefSeq and is a predicted model, not a curated record. Lineage: Eukaryota; Viridiplantae; Streptophyta; Magnoliopsida; Poales; Poaceae. Gene Ontology annotation, biological process: plant-type cell wall organization. Gene Ontology annotation, cellular component: extracellular region.